Molecule: messenger RNA, 4742 nt
Organism: Sus scrofa (pig)
Lineage: Eukaryota; Metazoa; Chordata; Mammalia; Artiodactyla; Suidae
Gene: MMP24
Product: matrix metallopeptidase 24
Biological process (GO): proteolysis; collagen catabolic process; extracellular matrix organization
Cellular component (GO): plasma membrane; extracellular matrix
Molecular function (GO): zinc ion binding; metalloendopeptidase activity
Source: RefSeq, a predicted model, not a curated record
AUGCUUGUCCUGACCGUCUCAGGCCUCUAUCAAGACUAUGCCCUUGGCCUCGGACCUCCAACCCGGGAUAUCCUCCCCUCACAGCCGAGACGUGAUUCUAUUUCCAAGACUAUUUAUUUAGCCUCUUCCCCCUCUCUCAGGGCUGCCCCUCGGGCCCCCUUCCUCCAGUUCCACCCCUUUGGACCCUGCCUCCAAAAGCAGUUCUUCUGGCCUCUGCGACCCCCGCCGCAGCGCCGCUCCUCGGCCUGUGUCCCAGGGCUGCCUGACAGCCGCCAGCCCGGCGGGUCUGGCCUGGGUGCUGCCCCCGCGCCCCUGGCCGCCCCCAGCCGGGGCGGGGCGCGCGGAGGCGGGGGCGCGCUGGCGGCCGAGGCGGCAGCGGCGGCGAAGACAGGCGGGCCGGGCGCGUGUCCGCGGCGCGGUGACUCGGCGGCUCCGCAGCCGCUGCAGCGGGAGGACCCGGCCGGAGCCGCCGCCGCCGCCGCCAUCGCAGCCGGGCGGCCGGGCCCCGCCGCCGGGAUGCCGAAGAGCCGGGGCGGCUGCGCCGCGCCGGGGCAGCAGCCAGCGGGCCUGGCCCCGCGCUGGAGCCGCUGGCGGGCCCCGGGGCGGCUGCUGCUGCUGCUGCCCGCGCUCUGCUGCCUCCCGGGCGCCGCGCGAGCGGCGGCGGCGGCGGCGGCGGGGGCCGGGAACCGGGCGGCGCGGGCGGCCGAGACGGAGGCGCCCUUCGUUGGGCAGAACUGGUUAAAGUCCUAUGGCUAUCUGCUGCCCUAUGAUUCACGGGCAUCGGCGUUGCACUCAGGGAAGGCCUUACAGUCAGCCGUCGCCACUAUGCAGCAGUUUUACGGAAUCCCAGUCACCGGUGUGUUGGAUCAGACAACAAUCGAGUGGAUGAAGAAGCCUCGAUGCGGGGUCCCUGACCAUCCGCACUUGAGCCGCAGGCGGAGGAACAAGCGCUACGCCCUGACGGGACAGAAGUGGAGGCAGAAGCACAUCACUUACAGCAUUCACAACUACACCCCAAAGGUGGGUGAGCUAGACACGCGGAAAGCUAUUCGCCAGGCUUUCGAUGUGUGGCAGAAGGUGACCCCGCUGACCUUUGAAGAGGUGCCAUACCACGAAAUCAAAAGUGACCGGAAGGAGGCCGACAUCAUGAUCUUCUUUGCUUCUGGCUUCCAUGGCGACAGCUCCCCAUUUGAUGGAGAAGGGGGAUUCCUGGCUCAUGCCUACUUCCCUGGCCCAGGGAUUGGUGGAGACACUCACUUUGACUCAGACGAGCCAUGGACAUUAGGAAAUGCCAACCAUGACGGGAAUGACCUCUUCCUGGUGGCUGUGCAUGAGCUGGGCCACGCGCUGGGACUGGAGCACUCCAAUGACCCCAGCGCCAUCAUGGCACCCUUCUACCAGUACAUGGAGACACACAACUUCAAGCUGCCUCAGGACGAUCUCCAGGGCAUCCAGAAGAUCUACGGGCCCCCCGCCGAGCCCCUGGAGCCCACAAGGCCCCUCCCCACGCUCCCCGUCCGCAGGAUCCACUCACCGUCUGAGAGGAAGCAUGAGCGCCAGCCCAGGCCCCCUCGGCCGCCCCUCGGGGACCGGCCAGCUUCACCGGGUGCCAAACCCAACAUCUGUGACGGCAACUUCAACACAGUAGCCCUCUUCCGGGGUGAAAUGUUUGUGUUUAAGGAUCGCUGGUUCUGGCGCCUGCGCAAUAACCGGGUGCAGGAAGGCUACCCUAUGCAGAUCGAACAGUUCUGGAAGGGCCUGCCUGCCCGAAUAGAUGCAGCCUAUGAAAGGGCCGAUGGAAGAUUUGUUUUCUUCAAAGGUGACAAGUACUGGGUGUUUAAAGAGGUGACGGUGGAGCCUGGGUACCCCCACAGCCUGGGGGAGCUGGGCAGCUGUCUGCCCCGAGAAGGCAUUGACACGGCUCUGCGCUGGGAACCUGUGGGCAAGACCUACUUUUUCAAAGGCGAGCGGUACUGGCGCUACAGCGAGGAGCGGCGGGCUACAGACCCUGGCUAUCCCAAGCCCAUCACGGUGUGGAAGGGCAUCCCACAGGCUCCCCAAGGGGCCUUCAUCAGCAAGGAAGGAUAUUAUACCUACUUCUACAAGGGCCGGGACUACUGGAAAUUUGACAACCAGAAACUGAGUGUGGAGCCAGGCUACCCACGCAACAUCCUGCGUGACUGGAUGGGCUGCAACCAGAAGGAGGUGGAGCGGCGCAAGGAGCGGCGGCUGCCCCAGGACGACGUGGACAUCAUGGUGACCAUCAAUGACGUGCCAGGCUCUGUGAAUGCGGUGGCUGUGGUCAUCCCCUGCAUCCUGUCCCUCUGCAUCCUGGUGCUGGUCUACACCAUCUUCCAGUUCAAGAACAAGGCAGGCCCUCAACCUGUCACCUACUAUAAGCGGCCAGUCCAGGAGUGGGUGUGAGCAGCCCGGGGCCCUCUGUCCACUCGGUCUGGCCAGCCAGGCCCUUCCUCACCAGGGUCUGAGGGGCAGCUCUGGCCACUGCUCACCAGGGCCAGCAGGGCCCUAGGCUAGGGGUCAUGUAGCUGAAGCGGUAGUACGUGGGCCUAGGCUGAGCGUGGGGCAGGGAGUGAUGGCGGCUGUGCCCCAGGGUGGGUGUCUGGCACCCAGUUGCCAGCCUUCUGUCCUGGGUAAACUGCUCCCUACUCAAGGGAAUAGGCCAGGCCCCAUCAAGAGGCAGGGACCAUGCCAGGAGGAGGCCCUGCAGUCACUGAGUCCUUGAGGCACCACAGCUCCUACCUGGCUGGACCCAGCACCUUCUGUGGGAAGCCAGUACUAGUGCUCCCAGCCCCAUGUGGGAGAUGCCACCAGUCCUGGUCCCUCAUUGCCAACACCUGCUGGUCAGAUGUCCUCCCAACCCCACCCCACUGUCCUCCAAGGCUACAGGACCCCUGCUGCAGACACAGUGGGCAACGAGCCUGGGUUUCCCUGCUGGCAACAGCAGAUCCCUCAGGAAACCUGCUCCACGCGUCAGGGUCUCCUCUGAGACCCAGGAUUUAGGGUCACAUGCUGCAGGCAGGGCUGUGGCCCAGCUGGGUCUUAAAGGACCCAGCUGUCACAUCGUGAAUAUUUCAAUGUCCUGUCACUAUUGUUUAAAGUCCCAUUCUGCAAAGGCUGCUUGAGGCUUUAGGUGAAUUAGAGGUGACUGUCUUGGUGAUGAGGCCAGCCCUUCCCCCCAACGAUAAGGACCAAGGUGCUGUUAAGGCCAUUCUAGUGCCCAGACACCCAGGAGCUGGGCCCUGCUACUGAGGCUAAAUUAGGGCUGGAGCAGGAGCUGACCUCACCUCAGGAGGCUGAUUUGAGUGUGUAGCUGUCCACUCUCCUGUCCCUCCCCAUUUCCCCAGUCCCCAUCCCUGCUCCAGCUGGUGGCUUGUGGCCUCAGGGCUCAGCCUGACUAGUUUAGGUGAGAAAGAAAUGGCUCCAGGCCAACACUCUCAUGGCCUUGGCAUAAGGGGCCCAGAGCAGCCUUCUGAAGUGCUUAAGCCCACACCAUUAGCUACCCUAACACCAACUCAAUCCCUCAGCCCAGAAGCAGUGUUUAUACCAUGAGCUCAGCCCUUCCUAACCCAGCUCUUUGGGCCCAUCAUCCUGCACUGCUAUUUGGAAAAGGGCACCUUCAACUGGUAAAGGCCCCAAGCCUAGGGGCCUGGCCUUCACUGUCUCUGGUAGGAAUUCCUAGGGCUCAACUUGCCUCACUCCAACCUGGUAAGAGGCAGCCCUGUGUGUCACUAAGGAGCUGUAGCCAAGAUCGGGGGUUCAACGAUGUCUACUGGCUCUCUGCCAAAUCCAAGAGGAGGUGUCAGUCUUCAGGAUGCUGGCAGGGCCUCUGAGCCUACAUGGGCCUUGUCCCCACCCUGCUGCCUCUGGGCUUUGGGUCCACUUAACCUGUAGCAGACAGGGACUCUGGGAGCUGUCUUGAGCAAAAUCUCUCUUGUCCCAGAGGCACCUAUAUGGGUCCACUGUGUUCCCUGUCAUCAUCCUUCUGUUUUUUUUCUCAUUUUGGCCAAGGGCGGGCUCCCUGGGGCGGGUGGGGAACAACUGCAGAGAUAUUAGUGAUUCAUAGGUUUGUACAGUGUUUUAUACUUUGCAAAGCACUUUAUUAGCUCACCCCUGUUCACUCACAUGUAACUCAUGUAGGCCCUGGGAGCCAGGGCUAACUCUCACUGUGCCCUCAAAUGCAGCACAGAGAGGCUGUUACUUGCCCUGGCCAUCCAGUGAGCCAGCUGGGCCUUGGGUCCCCACCCGUGGACCCCUCUAAGGUCCAAGAUGAGAUCAGAAGUGUCUCUUUUAUCCAUCUUUUCUUGGCCUCCCUUCUCCCCUUCCUGGUUCCUCUCCACUCCUCAGGUUGGUGCUCUCACUUCUUGAAAGUUCUAGGCCCCCCAGGCUCCCCACUGGCUCCUGGUACUACUGAGGUCAGCUGAGAAAGAGCAGGAGAUGGAGGCAGGCAGCCCAGGCUGCAGAUGUGAGGGAUGCAGGGCCAGGCCCAGAAGGGCUCAGCCUGGAGGCUUCCAAUCAUGGAUUCUCCUGCCAUGUAGUCAUCUGUUUGUCCAUCAUCCCAGGACAGGGCAGACAGACAGAGGGGCAAAGCACUGGGGGCCCCAGAGCCCAGCUUCCCCUCAGUCUGGGGAACAUCACAGCAUUUCAGUGUCAGUCACAUUUUAAACUGAUCAGCCUUUGUAUAAUGUUUUUUAAAUCAUUUCUAAAUAAAACAAAAAUACAGA